CUAAGUUGAAUAAAUCUGACAGCUAAGAUAAACACAUGUGACACACCAAAGAUCCUGUGCUGAAGAAUGGAAGCAGCACUCAUUGAUAAUGCUGAUGUGCAAGUCAGAAGUAGCAGACCAUCUUUCUAUAAAAGGCCACAACUUUUUACAAAACUUAUUGAACUGGCUCUUGCAGUCUCAACAGUAGCACUGUUGUCUCAGAAUUUAAGUAUUGCAGACACUGUGCUCAAAGGUGAAAUAGUGCAUGGAACAAUCAUUGGCUUCAUUAUGAUCAAUAUCCUUAUUAUUUUUGCUGAGCUCACACAACCAAUGGGGAAAGCACCGUUGGUGUUGUCCUCAGUAUUUGGCUGUCUGAUGUUUACUCUCACUGGAGUAUUCCUGCUGCAAGAAAGUAAGAGUGCUAGUGUAGUGACUUCUGGGAUAAUAUCAGUUGUUGAAGGCAUUCUUUUUUUAGGUGAUAUUUUCAUUUCCUUGUGUUACCGACGUAACUACAUCCCUAUAGAUUGAAUUUCCACCUGUGAAAUUGUACUGAAUGUACUGAAAAUUUGAAAGUAUCUACUGAAUAUGUGAUAGUCUGUAUUGAAAAUGUAUAUUUAUAAUAAUGUCAGCUGGGAUGAUGAGACUGUUAUGUCAUACUUUGUAUUAGUCUUAUAGGGCCCCAAAUCUUCAUAAUUUUGGUAUUACCAGCCUUCAUUUCUGAAAUACCAAAUAAGUUUGUAGAUGUAAGUGUACUUACUCUUGCAUGGCUGUAAAAAUAUCUGAAUAAUACAGUUAUGAGACUCAUUUAUAACUACCAAGUAACAACAAUGAAUAAUCUACAGUGCAAGAGAGAGAAUAUGAAUGCCAUCCCUGAUGACAGAAAAAAAUUGUUUUCACAUGUAGAAUGUCAUGUUCACAUAUUGGUAUUUCAGUGCAAUGUUAAUAUUAUUAUUAGGCUGAACUGUUGUAUUAAGUACCCAAAGUUUCAGAAUUGCUACAAAAGACAAAGAUGCUAACCAAGUAAAUUUUUAAUAAGAUUAGGAAGAGAGAACUGUAAACAGUAUUGGUCAAAUUAUGUGAAGAUACAGUCAGUGUGCAGUAGCCAAGGAUAUAGUGUGACUCUAGCACUGCCACCAUAGGUUUGCUGUUGAAUAUUAAAUAU
Messenger RNA from Schistocerca cancellata (South American locust), 1141 nucleotides. RefSeq lists its product as uncharacterized. The transcript is spliced from 4 exons. The coding region runs from base 67 to 507 and encodes 146 amino acids. The record is from RefSeq and is a predicted model, not a curated record. NCBI's taxonomy places the organism in Eukaryota, Metazoa, Arthropoda, Insecta, Orthoptera, Acrididae.